AUGAGCGGUGAUAAACCCCAUCUAAACGGCUCUGAUUCGAACGGUACCAAUGGCUCGGGAAGUAGUCAGAAUAAUAGAAAAGGAACGAAGGAUAGAGAUGGCGACGAUGAGAUGACCGUAGUGGUUCCCCCUUCUAAGGGAUCGCACCAGCCGGAUGCUCCUACCAAGGCCACCGAAGCAGAUCUCGCGAAUGAUGGAGAUGGCGCAACCGCUCAAGAAGCACCAGUUGAUCCCAAAGAGAAAGCAGUUUCUGAACUCAAAGCAAACCUUCCUUUACUUGAGCGAGCUGUCAGUCAAUUUGACCCUCGCUUCAGCUUGAGAGUUCUUCGAUCGAUACCAUCCGUGCGGAAGCAUCUUACUGCAGAUGUGAUCGCCUCAGUCGUCACAGAAACAUAUCCAACUCCGACCCCUACUGCGAUAUCUCUCCUCAGCGCAGUCAAGGAUGACGCCUCCUUCCCGAGGGAUAAGGUUGGGGACUGGCACAACAAGAAGGACGGACCUCCAUCGAGAAGUGCUCCAAAAGAUGUUCUGCCCGAGAUUGAUGUUUACUUGUCCAUACUUGUCCAAGUGCAUCUCUACGACAAGAAGUCCAUCAACGCUGGCGCUCAAUUUUCCAGUGCGCUUGUCGAUCAUCUUCGUACGCUCAACAGAAGGACACUCGACUCAUUAUCAGCGCGUGUGUACUUCUAUUACGCCCUCUUCUUCGAAGAAUCUGCGCCCCUACCGCCUUCUCCAUCAGCCGCGGUCAUCUCAAUCCGAAAAAAUCUCUUGGAUGCCUUAAGAACCGCUACUUUACGCAAGGACCAAGACAUUCAGGCUGCAGUUACCACUUUACUCCUGCGAAAUUACCUUCUCACAUCUCACAUUACACAGGCUGACCUGCUGAUCUCCCACACUAAGUUCCCCGUAACUGCUGCGAAUAAUCAAUAUGCUCGAUACUUGUACUACCUGGGACGCAUUCGGGCAAUUCAACUUUCCUAUACCGAGGCACACGAGCACCUUACAGGUGCCAGUCGCAAAUCACCAACGUCAUACAAGGCAAGUGGAUUCUAUCAGGCGUCGACCAAACUGCUCAUCGUAGUUGAGUUGUUAAUGGGUGACAUUCCGGAUCGUGCAAUCUUCCGUCAACCCAGUCUUGAGAAGUCUUUGCAGCCGUACCUCCAAUUGGUUCAAGCGGUUAGCUCUGGCGAUGUGACUGGCUUCCAGGACCUUGUCCAGCGGUAUAACUCGACCUUCCGAAAGGACGAUACGUACACCCUGAUCUUGAGACUCAGACAGAAUGUCAUCAGGACAGGUAUUCGAAUGAUGUCACUCUCAUAUGCGAGAAUAUCCUUGCGAGAUAUGUGUCUACGUCUGGGACUGGAUAGUGAAGAAUCUGCAGAGUAUAUCGUCGCCAAAGCGAUCAGGGAUGGUGUUAUCGAAGCAAGUCUUGAUCACGAGCGAGGCUUCAUGAAGAGCAAGGAGGUUGGCGAUGUCUAUGCUACACGAGAACCAGGAGACGUUUUCCAUGAACGUAUCCAAGCAUGUCUGGCUCUGCACGACGAGAGUGUCAAGGCCAUGCGAUUCCCCAUGAACCAGCACCGAUUAGAGCUCAAAAAUGCUCAGGAAGCUCGCGAACGUGAGCGCGAAUUGGCAAAAGAAAUUGUGGAGGGUGAAAUGGAUGAGGACGAUGGUCCUGGUGGUGAUUUUGAAGGAUUGUGA
Molecule: messenger RNA, 1701 nt
Organism: Exophiala aquamarina CBS 119918
Lineage: Eukaryota; Fungi; Ascomycota; Eurotiomycetes; Chaetothyriales; Herpotrichiellaceae
Product: 26S proteasome regulatory subunit N3
Exons: 3
Coding region: 1-1701 (566 amino acids)
Biological process (GO): ubiquitin-dependent protein catabolic process; regulation of protein catabolic process
Cellular component (GO): proteasome regulatory particle, lid subcomplex; proteasome complex
Molecular function (GO): enzyme regulator activity
Source: RefSeq, a predicted model, not a curated record